AUUUAUACCUGGUUCUAAAAGACGAACGUCUCGUUGGUUAUUUCUGUUUGUAGAAACUACGGCUCUGCCUUGGUUUCUAUUUUUCGAAAGAAUUUCUGUUCACUACAAACACCACUUAACAGGAGGCUGUAUGUAAAAGGUUUUGCGAGAAUACCGUCAUUGUGUCCACUUUCUUUAAGUAGGUCUGCGUAAGCUUAUAAUUUGUUUUCUCCUCGUUGUUGCUCUCGAAGUCACUGAAUUGAUUCUUCUGGUUUUCUAAAAAAGACUUAGGACUCAAAGCAAGUGUAACGGUGUCGGCAUCAACUACUAGUGCUCUCUUAGCAGAAUAAUUUAGACAAAAUGGGUUUCGGACGCGCAAAGGGAGGCAAGAAGGGCGGCAAGGGUACACAUCACCAUAGUUUUCUCCCACUUUCUUGAUGUGUAUUUUCUUUCACGGGUGGCAGAUCUGUCCAGCAAAUAAACAUUCAGUUCUAGUAUGUAUCCUCAUCGUUCAAAACACGAGCAAAAGUUACGAUGUCUUACGAAUUCCCUUUAUUUGUUUCGUAUGUAGGCGUCCGCAAGGAAAAAGGAUCCGGAAAGAAGGGAUAUGGUACUGGCGUGUCUUCCAAGAAAGGUGGAUCAAAAGGAGGAAAGAAAGGAGCCAGCGCAAUGAAGAAAGGAAAGGGUACUCAACGGCUUUAACUAUUGUUCUUGCUUAGAUAUAGGAUUUAGUCACAACUUUUUGCUUGUAGAUUUAUUAGAUCAAGAACUUAUUGGAACGAAAUUACACGAAACUCGGUAUAGCUAACCUGACUAGCUACACGGAAGCGUGUUAAAAAUACGAUGUCAUCCUUGAAAGUACGAAAGAAGAUAGAACACCAAUCAAGUCACGUGAAUUAUAGAUUUAAUGAUACGGCUUUUGUUUCUACGACAAGUUUUUCUCAUGUUUCUUCUUUACACUUUCAUCUGCAGGAAAGGGAGGCAAGGGCAAGGGAAAAGGAAAGGGCAAGGAGCCAAAGACAGAAGAUCUGGAUAAGGAGCUCGCGGAGUACAUGGGAGAAGACGUCAUGGGAAAGCGCCUCGACGGCGAACUUGAUGCCUACAUGAAGGCGGAGUAA
Amoebophrya sp. A25 is the source of this 1097-nucleotide messenger RNA. Lineage: Eukaryota; Dinophyceae; Syndiniales; Amoebophryaceae. The record is from the annotation of a GenBank genome assembly.